This is a messenger RNA of Prosopis cineraria, 2321 nucleotides long. RefSeq names its product ATP-dependent 6-phosphofructokinase 5, chloroplastic. The record is from RefSeq and is a predicted model, not a curated record. The coding region runs from base 253 to 1869 and encodes 538 amino acids. Gene Ontology annotation, molecular function: 6-phosphofructokinase activity; ATP binding. NCBI's taxonomy places the organism in Eukaryota, Viridiplantae, Streptophyta, Magnoliopsida, Fabales, Fabaceae. The transcript has 13 exons. Gene Ontology annotation, biological process: fructose 6-phosphate metabolic process; glycolytic process. Gene Ontology annotation, cellular component: cytoplasm.
AUUCAACGUAAAAAAAUGGUUCGAGUCUCCGCCUUACACGUACCUAAUAUGGGAGUUGCAAUUCAUUCAAAUCAAGGAUCCUCGGUUUCAUAAGUCAGACCCACCCUCCAACCCCACUUGCUUGUUUCUUUCCCUCGUUUUCUCCGAUCCCUCCCAUUCCUUCCUUCAAUUUUUGCAUCCCCUCUCCUCUUUAGCUCUGAAUCACCCCUCUGAGAUCUCCAUUCACUGAAAUCUCUUCCCUUUUGUCUUUUGAUGGGUAGUAUCUCGCACGUGAUCGCCCCCAAACUCACUCUCCCCCACCUAACUUCUAGCCGCUUCCAUGGAGGCUUGCUCUUCCCCCGCUCCAAUGGUCGCGUCCCCACAUUGAAACUCGACAGAGUACCCUGGAAGGUUCGUAUAUCCUCAGAGCUUAAGAGUCAGAGCUCCAGUACCAUCUCCUGUUCGGCCAUUGAUUUCAGUGAUCCUGAUUGGAAAGCCAAGUUCCAGAAGGACUUCGAGGCCCGUUUCAGUCUUCCCCAUAUUACUGAUGUCUUCCCAGAUGAUCGUCCUAUUCCCUCAACAUUUUGUCUCAAGAUGAGAACUCCCAUAACUGGAGAUUUUCCUGGUAAUUAUCCUACUGAUGAAGAGUGGCAUGGAUACAUUAAUAAUAAUGACAGAGUGCUUCUUAAGACAAUAUACUAUUCGUCCCCUACAUCUGCCGGUGCUGAGUGCAUUGAUCCUGGCUGUUCCUGGGUAGAACAAUGGGUUCAUCGAGCUGGGCCUCGUGAAAAAAUUUACUUUCAACCAGAAGAUGUCAAGGCUGCGAUUGUAACUUGUGGAGGGCUCUGCCCUGGUCUCAAUGAUGUCAUCAGACAGAUUGUAAUCACGCUAGAAAUAUAUGGUGUGAAAAAAAUUGUGGGGAUUCCUUUUGGUUAUCGUGGAUUUUCUGACCAAGAAUUGACAGAAGUUCCGCUGUCAAGAAAGGUGGUUCAGAAUAUUCAUCUUUCUGGUGGAAGUUUGUUAGGAGUUUCACGAGGAGGACCAAGUGUCAAUGAAAUUGUGGAUAGUUUGGAGGAAAGAGGCAUCAACAUGCUUUUUGUGUUGGGUGGAAAUGGUACACAUGCUGGUGCCAAUGCAAUUCACAAUGAGUGCCGUAAAAGAAAGCAUAGGGUAUCUGUAGUUGGAGUGCCUAAAACCAUAGACAAUGAUAUUUUAUUGAUGGACAAAACUUUUGGCUUUGAUACUGCUGUUGAAGAAGCACAAAGAGCAAUAAAUUCUGCAUACAUUGAGGCACAUAGUGCAUAUCAUGGAAUUGGCGUUGUGAAAUUGAUGGGUCGUAGCAGUGGAUUUAUAGCGAUGCAUGCAUCUCUAGCUAGUGGACAGAUUGACAUAUGCCUGAUUCCUGAGGUUCCGUUCAAGUUACAUGGACCGCAUGGAGUCUUGAAUCAUCUCAAGUACCUCUUACAAACAAAAGGAUCAGCUGUACUCUGUGUGGCAGAGGGAGCUGGACAGGAUUUACUUCAAAAGACUAAUGCAACUGAUGCAUCUGGAAAUACUGUCCUCGGAGACAUUGGUGUUCGCAUUCAACAAGAGACCAAGAAAUAUUUCAAGGAGAUUGGUGUUCAUGCUGAUGUGAAAUAUAUUGAUCCAACAUACAUGAUCCGGGCAUGUCGAGCAAAUGCAUCAGAUGGAAUUCUAUGCACUGUACUUGGGCAAAAUGCUGUUCAUGGUGCUUUUGCUGGAUUCAGUGGCAUAACGGUUGGCAUUUGUAACACUCACUAUGCUUACCUUCCCAUACCAGAAGUAAUAUCUCAUCCCAGGUUGGUGGAUCCCAACAGUAGAAUGUGGCAUCGUUGCUUAACCUCAACCGGCCAACCCGACUUCAUUUGACGCUUUAUGAUUUUUAGUGUAUUCAAGAGCCUUGAAAUUCAGGCUUCCAAAGACUGCAUAUGGUAGGAAGAUAGGUUCAAAAUACUUCUGGCCGAUCUGUUCCAAUAUACCCAGGAAAUAAUACUAACGAUGAUACUUCCUCUCUGAAAAAUUGUUUAUCUUGUAUAGCAUGGCAGUUUCUUAGUUCUGCAAAUUGCUUGCCUAAUAAAAUUUUGAGAGGCGAUGUCAAGAAUUUUGCGGUUGAUUUUCCAUUGAUUUGUAACAUUUGCUGUAACUUAUAUUGAGGGCCAAAAGACUAAUUCAAUAAAAAGUACUUAGAGCAGGUGAUCUGUAUUUGUUCGUUGUUCCGGCCUCUGUUGUUGGAUUGACUGUACCUAUUUACAUUUGAGAUAAUGUGUCUUAAAUCAGAUUUAUUUGUAAUGCAUUUUCGUUUUUAUGUUUUUUUUUUUUAA